Messenger RNA from Papilio xuthus (Asian swallowtail), 2713 nucleotides. Its product is annotated as U4/U6.U5 tri-snRNP-associated protein 1. The transcript has 16 exons. Gene Ontology annotation, biological process: mRNA cis splicing, via spliceosome; maturation of 5S rRNA. Gene Ontology annotation, cellular component: U4/U6 x U5 tri-snRNP complex. The coding region runs from base 229 to 2466 and encodes 745 amino acids. The record is from RefSeq and is a predicted model, not a curated record. NCBI's taxonomy places the organism in Eukaryota, Metazoa, Arthropoda, Insecta, Lepidoptera, Papilionidae.
UAAUGGCCGCCACACAACGUGAUGCAGUUAUAAUCUGUCAAAAACAAGAAAAAAGCAAGAAAUAAGGACGCAGAAAAGUGCUUAGUUUACAUUUGUGUAUAGUUUACUUAAGUAAUUAAGGCAUUUCUUAGUUCGAUGUUUUACAACAAUCAUAGCACAACUAAAUAUAUUAUUACUAAUCCAGCAAUUUGUAUAGUCCAACUUCGAUAACAAGUAGUAAAAUAAACAAUGGGUUCGAAAAAACAUAAGAAAGAGUCCAAAAAGAGGAAGCACAGAAGUCGUUCACAAUCCCCUUUGGAUGUUGAGGAACGUGAAAGAAAACGCCACCAUAAGAAACACAAAGACCGCAAGAAGGAUCGCUCACCUGAUGUGGAGGAGGUGCCUGUGGACUCGCACCUGCAGCCCGCAGAGGAUGUCUCCUCCAGCCACAGCCGCAGCCGCAGUUCCAGUGUGCACCGCCACAGCUCCAGAGAACAUGAAAAAGAGCAAUCUCCCGCCCCGGGCGGUGCAGCGCAGGAGAGCCUCUCCAUCGAGGAGACCAACAGGCUGCGCGCCAAGCUCGGCCUCAAACCAUUGGAGGUGACAGAGCAGACAACAGACGACGGUAAGAUAAAGGACGACCUGGGCGAGUUCUACCACAAGCCGGCGGACAACAUCGCGCACCAGAAGAAGGCGGAGAAGCUGCGGGAGAAGCUCGAGGUGCGCCGCGAGAAGAGGAAGCUCGAGCAGAAGUUGCAGACCACGCUCCUGGCGGACGAGUCGGACGACGAGGACGCCAUCGCCUGGGUGAAGAAAUCGCGGGAGAUCGAGGAGCAGAAAAAAGCCGCCGAAAAGCGGGCGGCGCUGCUGGACGAGAUGGACGCGGUGUUCGGCGUGUCUGCGCUGGUGCAGGAGGAGCAGGAGGCUGAGCGCCGGCAGCGGUACUCGCAGGCGCACCUCAAGGGCCUGCGCGUCGCGCACGACAUCGACGCGCUGGGCGAGGAGCGCGAGGUGGUGCUGACGCUGGCGGACGCGCCCGUGCUGGCCGAGGACGCGGAGGACGUGCUCGUCAACGUCAACAUGGUGGACGACGAGCGCUACAAGAAGAACAUAGUGGAGCGCAAGAAAGCCGCGGCGGGCUACCAGGCGUACGACGAGGAGGCGGAGGUGGCCGCCGCGCUGGGCCUGGCGCGCCCGCUGCUGGCCAAGUACGACGACGAGAUCGACAAGGACAAAUCCGACAAGAAGAAGGGCUUCCGCAUCGGAGACGACGACUCCAUCGAAGCCAACAAGUUCAGAGACCUCAUGCGUCAGGAGCGGCUGCCGAACGCGGCGGGGCGGCGGCUGGAGUCGUUGCAGCUGCCGGCGCUGCGCCCCGCCACCGACUACCUGGACGAGCACGAGAUACAGGCCAAGUUUAAGAAGCCCAAGAAAAAGGGCAAGAUGCGCAAGCGGACGAAGGCGGAGCCCAUCGACGUGGACGACUACGAGGCGGGCGCCGUGCCGCUCGACACCGACGACACCGAGGUGCAGCCAGAGCAACUGACGCUGCGGGUGGCGGUGGACGAGGAGGAGGUGGAGCCGGACGGCGAGCUGCAGGCCGCGCUGGCCCGCGCUCGUCGCCUGCGUCUCGCCGAGCAGCGCCACACCAACGUCGUGCCCAAAGUGGAGGAGCUGCUGGAGCGGGUGAAGGAGGAGGCGGAGGAUGAGGAGGCGGGCGGGGCCAUCGUGCUGGACGCGACCGCGGAGUUCUGUCGCACGCUGGGCGACAUCCCCACCUACGGGCAGGCCGGCAACCGCGACCACCACGCCGAGAUCAUGGAGAUGGAGCGCGAGGAGCCGGAGGUGGAGGCGGGUGCGGGUGCGGGGGUGGUGGCAGAGAUGGGGGCGGGUGCGGAUGGUGCUGGCGCCUGGAGCCGCGUGGACGUGCACAGCGAGCGCGCGCCCGACCUGGCCGCCGGGUCGUCGGUGGCGCUGGACGCGGAGCCGGCGCUGGGCGGCGGGGUGGCGGGCGCGCUGCAGCUGGCGCUCAGCAAGGGCUACCUGGAGAAGGCGGGGGCGGCGCCCGCGCCUCGCACCGCGCCGCACCAGCUCGCCGCCAGGCACUACUCCAUCGAGGACAAGAGUCACGCGGGCGAGGACGACAAGUACGGUCGUCGCGAGCGCGGCGGGCACUCGGGGCCGCUGCAGGAGUUCCGCGAGCGCUCAGGCUUCCGGCCCCACGUGAAGCUGGAGUACGUGGACGACGAGGGCCGCCCGCUCUGCCCCAAGGAGGCCUUCCGUUACCUCUCGCACAAGUUCCACGGCAAGGGGCCCGGCAAGAACAAGCAGGAGAAGCGCAUCAAGAAGGCCGUGCAGGAGGGGCUGAUGAAGAAGAUGAGCUCGACAGACACGCCGCUGGGCACGCUGCAGAUGCUGCAGGAGAAGCAGCGCGAGACGCACUCGCCCUACGUCGUGCUCAGCGGCACCAAGCGCGACCACAAGUAGCGCCACGCCCCCACCCCUCACUCUAUCUUGUACUUUUCACUUGAAUUUGAACACCUAAACUUAUCUAACAAAAUAUGUUUUUAUUUAUAUAACUUCUAUACAUACAUAACUUUAAAGCCUAAAAGCCUUCACUCUGAUGUCAAUAUUUUUAGAAUUUCUCGUGAUGUAAAGUAAAUGUAACGUUAGCUAUGUCUUUCUGUUAACUUUGGAUAAUGACACAAAAUAAAUAGAUAUUAUAUGAAUUUGU